Molecule: messenger RNA, 1647 nt
Organism: Drosophila albomicans
Lineage: Eukaryota; Metazoa; Arthropoda; Insecta; Diptera; Drosophilidae
Exons: 5
Coding region: 102-1586 (494 amino acids)
Source: RefSeq, a predicted model, not a curated record
AGCAUUUAUUUUAAAUCAAAGUCAACCAAUGGGAAAUAACCAAAACUAUCGUUUGAUGCCACUGAAAUAACAUAAAAAUUCAAGUAGCGAGUUAUAUAAAAAUGUUGCUAUUUCGACUGACUCUGCUGUUAUCCUUAAUCUGCUACCUGGCAGCAUAUCCUGUGGAGGUGCCAGUGAAGCCAGCAGGACAAGAGAAUCGUGUAGCACUUGAUCCAGCUGAUUAUCCUGAUUUAACCAACGGCCUAAGCGAUGCUGAAGUGGAGUCGACGCUCAACGGACUUUCGUUAGAGGAUCUAAAUGCACUCAACAAACUCUUGGAUGAUGCCAACAAUGGACCCGUUGAAUUAGAGGCGAGUCUAAGGGGUCAUCAUAGGCAGGCAAAGAAACAGCACUACGAAGAGAUGGAGAACACCGAUGAUGAGCAAUCCGUCAACGACAAUUGCCACGAUGAGGAUGAUCUGGACAAGGAGAGGGAUCCGUGCACCGUGCGACCCAAGUGCAACAAGCAACCAACUUGCCCCACCACAAAGCGUUGCACUUCGACCAGAAGAUGCUUUACCACAUCCUGUAAAUCUCUAGAUGGUCUGCUGAACAUUAAUUUCGACGGGGAACGCAGCAAUAAGAAGUAUAGAAAACUAAAUGCUAAGCCACAAGAGGAAUGCGAUCCAGAGGAUGUGUUGUGUAUACAACGCAAUCGCGAUAAGGCUAAGCAGCGACCUAAUAUGCAGGACUUUUCUGAUCUGUCACUUGAUCAGGAUCAGGGCAACAACAUUGACAGCCUCGAGAAGUUGGCAGCGGAAGCUCAUCAGGAUCAAUCUUUGGAACUGCACAAAGAUUUAGAUGGGUGGCAAUCUAAAGGUGAACCUUCCGCAGAUAUUUUCAACAUGGAUCCCUACAAAGUGCCCAAUGUAGAUAGCAAUGGCAAUGCGAACGACCUAAAAGAGUCACCCAAGCUGACAGGCUUGAUUGCCGAGGACGAGGGACAACCAGCACAGAGCGAGGAGGAAGCCAAGCUAGGGGAGGCUGAGUCUCCUUACGAGCGACAUCAACUAGCACGCGUGGCCCACGAGGAUCAUUUAAAGGCUGACGAGGAGCAGCAGCCUGAGGAAAUAGAGGACAAUAGACAGCUGAAUGCUGCCCCUGCGCUGUCUCAAGAAAGAUACAACGAUGAUCUCGAGGUUGAGGCAGGGGAGCCUCAUGGCAACUUGGCAGCCAACGAAGGAAAUGAAGGCGACAGUUUUAUUGCCCAAAAUGCACAGGAACCGAUGCGUUAUGUUAUCCAAACGGAUGAUGGCUUGAUCCAGAGCGAGAAUGAGCAGGGAGAGCACAGACUGCGCACGGAUAAACAACACAGCGAAAUGCUUAACUUCGCCACCUAUCAACUGGCCAAGGAAGCCAAUCCUCAGUUAGAGUUUAAGCGCUUUAAACGCGACAACAAAAAGACAGACGAUGCACCCGAGAACUCGAAUGAGAGCUAUCUGAAAAAGCUGAUGGACUCGUUUCCUCGGGAUCAGGUCAGCCAAAGCAAUCUGAACAUUGCCAUUAGGGAGGCGAAACGCGCUCACUUACGCGUCAAGCGUUGUUAACUUUCAAUUAUGAUUUAUAUUUUUUAUGCACUGAGUUCGAAUAAAAUAAAAUAAUAAUAUA